Messenger RNA from Cryphonectria parasitica EP155, 2749 nucleotides. RefSeq lists its product as uncharacterized. NCBI's taxonomy places the organism in Eukaryota, Fungi, Ascomycota, Sordariomycetes, Diaporthales, Cryphonectriaceae. The coding region runs from base 92 to 2749 and encodes 885 amino acids. The record is from RefSeq and is a predicted model, not a curated record. Gene Ontology annotation, cellular component: spindle pole; gamma-tubulin complex; centrosome. Gene Ontology annotation, biological process: microtubule nucleation; spindle assembly; meiotic cell cycle. The transcript is spliced from 5 exons. Gene Ontology annotation, molecular function: gamma-tubulin binding; microtubule minus-end binding.
GUCAACCAUGAGCAAGAUAUGACAUUCCCCUUCUCAUGACAGUCGCCAUGAAACGGACUGCCCCUAUUGCCGUUGUCAGACCUCCUGAAAAAUGGCUUACCUUGCCGAGUUAGGGGCCUUGACCGAUGAGCUCGUCACUAUCAUCACGACCACCUCGCCUACAUCUCAGCCGCGACUGUUCAGAUCCUAUCGUGAGAGUGCCUUGCGUGGGAUCCGAAACCGCGAAUAUCUCCAGACAAAUCAAUUUGCCGUCGAGGAGCAGCUCCGUGGCCUCGUCGAAAGGUUUUCAGUCGUUGGCCGAGAUGGUCUGGCAGAGGCGUUGAGACAGAGGCUCGACUUGCUGUCCAGGCAGAAACAAUCGACAAAAUGGACGCCUGAGGUAUUGCAUCUCCUGCUGGAGCUCUCCGACCAGCCUGUCAAGAAGUCCAAUCUCGACACCCUCGUGCGAUUACGUGAGGCGAAUCAGGACCCGGGAUUGGAUCUCAAAUGGGAGCACAUUGCCAGAGAGGACGGUUGGGCUCAAGAUCGUGACCUGUGGAAGAAUGUCGACUUCGCAGACAGCUCAGAAGAUGAGGCGAUGCCAGACUCUCAGUCACCUGUCGCAGGCUCAGAUGAUACGUCCAUGUCAAGCGCCACGGCUCUGAUCCUGCGAGAAGUCUUGUUUCUGUUGAACGGCUUGCCGACCAGCCUGUUCGGGCCUGAUUGCACACCAGUUUCCAGGUAUCAGCUUUCAGAUGUGUCAUGGGAUACAUACCGAGCUCUCGUCAACUCCUUUGCUGAGUAUGGGCGAACGCUGCUGCCUCUCCGCAAAUUCUCCGAGACUACACAAGACGUGCCGCUGGUGCAGGCCUUCCAGGACUCGGUGUGCCAGUGCCUCAGGGCCUUCGAUAAGCAGAUCGCAUCGGUCCAAGGGCGCUAUGUCGAGAUCAAGGAGGACACGGUCGUGAGCUUGAUAGCUCUGCAGCAGGAGCUCAAACCAUAUCUCGUCCCUCUGGCCGGCCUGUCGAAUGUUGUUCGCCAGCUCCAGGAAGAGCGGUACGCUCACUCUUUCCGCUUUUUGGAGCUGCUGUAUGAUGCGACCUGCAUAGCUCAGCUGAGCGGUGAUGACCGGUCCUACCAUUACCUCGGCGAGAUCUUCUUCGACUGCUUCAGAGUCUACAUCAGACCCAUACGGCAAUGGAUGGAAGGAGGGGAACUCACACCAGGAGACAAGACUUUUUUCGUUGCUGAGGCCUCGGCUUCGGUACCACCGAGUCAGAUAUGGAGUGACAAGUUCAACCUUCGCAGGUCCCAGGAAGGCCAGCUACAUGCGCCUAGGUUUCUACAUCCCGCGGUCCAGAAGAUUUUCAACACUGGCAAGAGCGUCGUUGUACUCAAGCAUCUCGGACGCUUUCAGCUUCUCGCCAGUGACAACGAAUUUCGCUUACCAGACCCGCCACUAGACUUCGCAUCGGCCUGCGGCUCUCCAGAUCUCGCGCUCGCGCCAUUCUCAGAGCUCUUCGAUGCUGCCUUUGACCGCUGGGUGCAGAGCAAGCACCUCUCAACAUCCUCAAAUCUGUCAGCCAUACUUUUCGAGUCCUGCGGUCUUUGGGAUAGCCUCGACACUCUGCAACACAUCUACUUUAUGUCCGACGGCUCGCUGGUCGACACCUUUACGUCUUCCGUAUUCGCAAGUCUGGACGCUCUGAGUACUACGUGGACAGACCGGUUCACGCUAACCGAGCUUGCCCAAGAAGCAUGGUCGCCGUGCCCAGUCCUUGAGAGCUAUCGCCUCUCAGCCUCAUUUGACCCAGAACACAUCUUCCGCGGUCAUCCCGACCAGGCUCGGAGUAGUGUUCGGAACAGUCUGCCCGGUAUACGCCUCUCCUACAAGCUCGCCUGGCCCGUGCGGCUUGUCAUCACGAGAGAAGCCAUCACGAAGUACGAACUCAUCUUCACCCUCCUCCUCCAACUCCGGCGUGCAGCCACGAUUGUCACCGCCUCAUCUGCCCUCCUCAAGGCACAGGCCGACAUACAGGCAGACGACCACCAACAAGCCUACUACGCCCUCCGCGCCCGCCUCCUCUGGUUCGCAACGACCCUCCACUCUUACCUCACCACAAUUGUCCUGGUACCCGAAACCAGCAAGAUGCGCACCAGCCUGCAGGACGCAGAGGACAUCGACGCCAUGAUCGAGAUCCACGCCCUGUUCGCGAGGCGCGUCGUGGAGGAGGCGUGUCUGGGCGCAAAGCUGGCGCCGAUCAGGGACUGCGUGCUGGACGUGCUCGAUUUGGCCAUCAGGCUGGAGGACGGGCGCCGUGCGCACGAACACGACAACCGCACCAGCAUGAGCAGCAGCAGCGACAGUACGGCACACCUCGGCGGUCCGUCGCAGCCCCCGCCAAGCGCGUUGCGGGGCGUGUACGUCAGCCCGAGGGAAAAGGAGCGGGAGGAGGACGAGACAAUUCUGUUUGGGAAAGACGGCGACGAGAACGAUGAUGAUGAUGACUAUUUCACAGGUGGCCAGAACGGCGACGGGACAUCUGUGAUGCAGCGAGGGCGGCGGCAGCAGCAUCAUCAACAACAACAUUAUCACCACCAGACGUACGCUGAGAUCCUGGCGGGUAUCAGAGCGGAUUUUGACAGGCACCUGCGGUUCAUCACGGGCGGUCUGCGCGGUGUGGCGCGCGCAUCGACGGAUACUGCGGCUGCGAAGUGGGAUCUGCUGGCGGAGAUGCUUGAGAUGGGAUUCAGAGGAGGGACGAGAUAG